Messenger RNA from Blastomyces dermatitidis ER-3, 1056 nucleotides. RefSeq lists its product as uncharacterized. The transcript has 6 exons. Lineage: Eukaryota; Fungi; Ascomycota; Eurotiomycetes; Onygenales; Ajellomycetaceae. The record is from RefSeq and is a predicted model, not a curated record. Bases 1 to 1056 code for a protein of 351 amino acids.
AUGAGCAUUUUGACCCCAUCGCCGACCGCAUACCCCGUGUGGUGGUGGAGUUAUCCAGCCAAAUGUGAACCAGACAUCGUUCGGAACUCCUGCGUGGGAUUAUCCCCCAUUCUCCCCUACCACACCACAACCCCGGGCCAAAUUGCCAUACAAAUUAUGAUGAAUUCAAUACAAUCACACCCACACACAUGUUCACAAUCUUGUGUCCUUUUCACUGAAUCAGUUGCAGUUGAUGAUGAUGAUUCUUCAUACUCACACUCUCUUGAUGAAGCUGGUUCUCUUGAUGAGAAUAUUGAACACUCAGAUGUCUACUGUUCAGAUGAGGCAAAAUCAGAUCAACAGAUGAAGCAUCUCAAGAUGAUACUUGAGAUGAACAAGAAGAAGCAAAGAGUUCUAGAACUUGAACUACAACUGGAAAAACUCUGUCAACAGAGAUUCUCAUCCUUCACAGAUCAAACACAGAAUGUCAACAAUCAUUCUAUCAUCACAUCAACAGCCUGUACAGCCACAUGGAAUUCUAAUCUCAGUGAAAGAUUGGAAUUCAAUCUUUAUAAAUCAGAUAGCUGUGUUGACAAGACAAUCUCUCAAUUCAAGAAAGAUGUCAAGAAUACUGUGUCAGAUCACAUUUCUUCAAAUGAAUCAGAGAUCUAUCAGAUGACAAACCUUGUAGAGGUUAUCAAUGUAUCAGCCUGUUUUAUGAAAUCUCACAAGGAUCCCUUCAACAGGUGUUUAUACAUAUCAAAAGACAUCAUCUUUCAGAAGAACCUUUAUUUUGCUGAUUCAUUGAUGCUGACUACUUCACACAACCUGAAGGUUCUACUCAAUGCGGCCUGUAAGGCGGCUGCAGUGAUUCCUUCGGCGACACUAGGCCUACUGACUGCAGCCUUUGAAUCUGAUGACUCUCUGACAUCUACAAGAGAUAUCACUAUAGUGAGGGAAUCAACAGUGAGGAAAUCUUCAGUGAAGAACAGUCUUGAAGAUCUACUCACUGAUCCUGAGAUCACUGCACUUCUGAUCCUGAAAAAUCUCACGCGCGCCAAAGCUUUCAUGAAAUGA